Molecule: messenger RNA, 1221 nt
Organism: Aspergillus mulundensis
Lineage: Eukaryota; Fungi; Ascomycota; Eurotiomycetes; Eurotiales; Aspergillaceae
Exons: 1
Coding region: 1-1221 (406 amino acids)
Molecular function (GO): oxidoreductase activity
Source: RefSeq, a predicted model, not a curated record
AUGUCGAUCGGGGCGUACGAAGUCGUGAUGUGCGGGGAAGAUGAGCAAUCUGAAGCCCUUAUCAGCCCUUCCCAUCGCAAUGGAUUCAAACCAGCACCAAUGUGCAAAGAUGACAACCAUGGAGCAACUGAGUAUUGGAUCUCUGAAUCUGAGAGACCUCACCCUCGAGCCGUUCGUUCUUCCACCAACGAACCAGCGCAUCCUCGGACCCCCUCACCCCCCAAGCACCGUGUCACCACUUGCUCUCAAACCGUCCGGCGAUGCCAAACCCACAUUGGAAUCCACCAUCGCAACAAUAAAGGCGCUCCAGCGCACCAAAAUCCUGACGUCGCUCCUCGCAAAGCACGGCACGCUCCUUUCCCGCGGCCUCCCCAUCCACUCCGCCGAAGACUUCAGUGCAUUGCCCACGCCUUCGGAUACACGCCGCAUGAGAUCAUCGGCAUCGUCUUCGAUCGGCCUGUGCUAGCACCCAACAUGGCCCCCGCAAACGAAGCGUUGAAAGAGGCGAGGAUCUAUAACCACAACGAAUCCCCGCGUCCCGCACGCGCCGGAGUAUAUCUUCUUCUACUGCACAGGGCACCAGCGACGGGAGGGGAGACAACGAUUCCGUCGAGUCUAGAGCUCUUCCGUCGUGCGAGGGCUGAGAUGCCGACUUCAUUGACCUGCUGGCGGAGAGGGCAUCAUGAGCCAGGUCAUGUAUACGGUCGAGCGGCAGUUCGUGGGCGGGUCGACGAUGAGACAGGCGUUCGGAAGGAGUUCGCGGACACAGACGACGACGAGACAAAGAGACGGAAGGUCGAGGCGCAGAUAGCCCGGUAUGGCCGCGGACGGCAUACAACGUCCGAGUGGACAGACGACGACAGGGAACGACUCCAGCUCGUCCUGACACACCAUCUCCCUAGGGUGCCAUCCGCACGCAACCCGGAACGAACCUUCCCGCUUCCCACGCCCUUCAGGGCUAGCGGCGUACCACAGGAACGCGAUCGAAGCCAAGAAGGGAAGUCGCGCCGGGCGCCCGGGCAAGAACGUCGCGCAUCGGGCGUUUGGCGACGGCACGCCGAUUCCGGAGGAGGACCUGGCGGCGCUGGCGCGCAUCACGGACGAGAUCCGCGUGCUACAUCGAUGGCGGGAGGGCGACGUGCUGGUUUACGACAAUGUCGUUGCGCAGCAUGGGCGGGAGCCGUGGGGAGGGGAGCAGGGGGAUCGCGUUGUUCUGGCUAG